Messenger RNA from Oncorhynchus tshawytscha (Chinook salmon), 1467 nucleotides. RefSeq names its product serine palmitoyltransferase, small subunit B (gene sptssb). Lineage: Eukaryota; Metazoa; Chordata; Actinopteri; Salmoniformes; Salmonidae. The record is from RefSeq and is a predicted model, not a curated record. Gene Ontology annotation, biological process: endoplasmic reticulum organization; ceramide biosynthetic process. The transcript is spliced from 2 exons. Bases 192 to 440 code for a protein of 82 amino acids. Gene Ontology annotation, cellular component: serine palmitoyltransferase complex. Gene Ontology annotation, molecular function: serine C-palmitoyltransferase activity.
UAGUGGGUGUGGUGUAAAGACUAUCACCUGCUACAUGUAGGCUAUAUUGGUGAAGAGGUAGUGCAGCUUUUUACACAAAGCAGCGUAACUGUAGUGGGACACACAGGCCAUUCUGUCUGGUGUCCUGCAAUAAACUUCAGCCAGUAGAACCCGAGGGGGCGCGGUAAGCAGCACGUUAUCAGACAGAGAGCAUGAAGAUGGACUUUAAAUACUUGAAGGAGUACCUUGGCUGGCUGUACUACCAGUACCUGCUCAUCACAGGCAUAUAUGUGCUUGAGCCCUGGGAGCAGUCUAUCUUCAACUCUGUCUUCUUCUCCUCCGUGGCCAUGGUCAUCUACACCUCCUAUGCCUUCGUGCCUGUACAUGUGCGCCUGGCACUCAAGUUCUUCUCCGGGAUCUGUGGGGAACAGCCUGAGAGCACCAUGGCACUCAUAAACUAAGCAGUGGAUGGAUGGGAUGGAUGGCAGGAAGGAGAUUGGGAAUGAGAAGGGAGGACUCCCUAUCUAAGAUCUUGACAUUUGACCUUGACCUCACUUGACUUGAUGACCGUCUGACCUCUCAGUUCUCUCACCACCCUUUCACCAUACAGUUACCCACUACUCCCACAAUCCACAAUACUCUACUACCUACUCAGCAAAGGAAGGCUGAGUUUAGGAUGAUUCUGUGAAAUAUUCUAGGAGAAUACCUCCCUUUAUCCCCCCCUCUUACCCCUGGUAUUAUACUAUACAUCAUUGUAUGCUACUUUCACACCUUUGCUGUGAAACGCCUUUUUUUUUCCAGAAAUAUGAAAUGUGGUUUGUUAUUUUUUAUUCUUCUCACUCUGGAAUAGUGUGAGUGCAUAUCACAUCUCUGUGUUUUACAUUUGCCUGCAGGUAAUGCCACUUAUCUCUCUGACUGUUGACAGCUGUCUGAUAUAGGGUGAGACAUUACUGAUCACAAUACAUUUACAUGCACUUAAACCCACUGGACAAUGCUAAUGAUGACCAUUGACUGCACUCCAAUUACUGAGUCAUAAAGCAAAUCUUUCCCUAGACCAGUCUCCUGCUAUACAAUUUAUUCAGAGACAUUGAGACCAGGCAAAUAUCACAAGGUUUUAAAAUGUUCCUCCCAACCCUAAAUAUGUCUGAUGAUUUGUCAAUGCAUACAUUGAUCAAACUGAACAAUCAUAUCCUUGUGUGCACAGCCCUGUCCCCCAUCUGCAGUGUUUUUACUGUUGCUAUGCUUGGCAAGAGGAAAUGUUAGCUCUCUGGUUCAGGCUUUGCUUUGUCAUUGACUUAAGGACUUUCUGAUUUAGUCUGUAUAUGAUUUGUAACUAGAUUUAUAUUGAUAUUUUUAUGUACUGGUAAAGCUUGGCUGGUUACAAUGUAAAUUACGAAAACAGUUUAUUUUCUCUUGUGACUAUGUACAGUGCAUUCAGGAAGUAUUCAGACCCCUAAACUUUUUCCACAUUUUGUUACUUUACUUUAC